CACGGGGCUCGGGGAAGAUGGCCGCGCUGACAGCAGAGAACUUUGCGGCGCUCCAGAGCCUGCUGAAGGCCUCCUCGAAAGAUGUGGUCAGACAGCUGUGCCAAGAGAGCUUUUCCACUUCAGCCCUUGGCUCGAAAAAACUCUUGGAUAUUACGUGUUCCAGCUUGUCUGUGACGCAGGAGGAGGCAGAGCAGCUGCUCCAGGCUCUGCACCGCCUAACCAGGCUGGUGGCCUUCCGUGACCUGUCCUCCGCCGAGGCGAUUUUGGCUCUCUUUCCUGAAAAUUUCCACCAAAACCUCAAAAACCUGCUGACAAAAAUCAUCCUAGAACACGUAUCCACGUGGAGAACUGAAGCCCAAGCAAAUCAGAUCUCUCUGCCGCGCCUGGUUGACCUGGACUGGAGAGUGGAUAUCAAGACCGCCUCAGACAGCAUUAGCCGCAUGGCCGUGCCCACCUGCCUGCUCCAGAUGAAGAUCCAGGAAGAUCCCAGUCUGUGUGGAGACAAGCCCUCCGUCUCGGCUGUCACCGUGGAGCUGAGUAAGGAAACGCUGGACACCAUGUUAGAUGGGCUGGGCCGCAUCCGAGACCAGCUCUCUGCUGUGGCCAGCAAAUGACCCCAGCCAGCUGCCAGCCCCACCGCCAGGCCCCAGCUGCUCGUCCGCGAGGG
Molecule: messenger RNA, 667 nt
Organism: Ceratotherium simum simum (southern white rhinoceros)
Lineage: Eukaryota; Metazoa; Chordata; Mammalia; Perissodactyla; Rhinocerotidae
Gene: COMMD9
Product: COMM domain containing 9
Source: RefSeq, a predicted model, not a curated record